GAUAACCGUUUUUGGGGUGGAGAAAGCCCUGGCCAAGUAUUUUUUUUCCCCCUCCCUUCUUCUACGGUACUUGGUACAUUCCUCACACGGGCUAGAACACUGUUGUGGACGAUUCCUUUCUUGUUGAGGGGCAGGGAAGAAAAGGAGGAGGAAAGCAUGCCGCCAGCAGCUUCCCUGGUGAGAAGUGGCUCUCGUCCCCGCCAUCUGUCCGGGCUCUACAGGACUGGCUGAGCCUGGCGGGGACAGGCUGGGGUUGGUUAUGCUGUUGCCUCAUGGAGGGCGGCGGGCUCGCCGUGAAACGGGCCAGGCUGGGGCGACAAAGAGGACGAGCUGCUUCGCUGGGCAAGCGGGACCAAGACGGGGCUUCUUCCCAUUCUCCACCGCCUCUCAAGAAACGGAGUUCCGGGGAGGAAGGUCGGGAAGAACCGGACCCUGAGUACAUUGACAGUGAAGAUGACAUGUUUGGGGAACAUGACAGCUUUUGUGGCAACAACUCCUUGUUGGCUGAAGUAGACAAUAUUGAGCAAAGGCACAUGCAUUUUACUGAUGAAGUUUUAAAUUUUUUAAAAAAGCCUGAUGGCAAUACUGCUGCAAAACCUGUAUGUGACCAUGCUCAACUACAGACUAUCAAAAAUGUGGGACAGACACUUUCUAUUGCAAAAACUGUUACUAGCUCUAGAAACAGAACAGAAUGUAAUUUUUUGCAAGCUAUGAAAGAACAGCUGGAUAUGAGUGUAGAGCCUCAAGAUGAUAUUCAAGAAGAUUUGCCAUCAUCACAGCUUUUAUUUUUUGAAGAGUCAGAAAAAUGCUUAGUUGGUCCUCCCAAUGUGGCAAAUGUAAAAGAAAGAACCUAUCACAUGAAUGGUUGCCCUGACAAGACCACAGACCUACCUUAUUGCUGUGAUACAGAAGAUAAUAAAAACAGUGAACUAUCUGCAGGGGCUUUGCCUGAACCAAGUAAGAGAGAGAGUCUCAAAGAUCAUCUCAAAAGUGCUAUGACUAGGAAUGCCAGAGUUCCAACUCCACCAGUGUCUAAAAGACAACAGUUCAAAGAAGUUCUUGUAUCUGAAGAGAUUGAUGUUGUUGAGAAAACUAGUAAUGCUUCAUUUGUUGAUAUUGGUCCUUUUUAUGGCCUGCCCACCAAAGUCAAGGAGCUGUUAAAACAGUUCCGAGGAAUUGAACAUCUUUAUGACUGGCAACAUGCUUGUUUAACAUUAGAAUCGCUACAACAGAGAAAGAACCUAAUAUACUCCUUGCCAACCAGUGGUGGAAAAACACUUGUAGCUGAAAUUUUAAUUCUUCAAGAACUACUCUGCAGGCAAAUGGAUGUUUUAAUGAUUCUGCCUUAUGUGGCCAUAGUCCAGGAGAAGGUUGGAGGUUUGUCAGGUUUUGGAAUGGAAUUAGGUUUUCUGGUUGAAGAAUAUGCAGGAAGCAAAGGAAGAAUUCCUCCAAUCAAAAGAAGGCUAAAGAAAUCCCUGUACAUUGCUACUAUUGAGAGAGGACACAGCCUGGUGAAUUCCUUGAUAGAAACCGGACGAAUCAGUGACCUGGGUCUAGUUGUAGUGGAUGAGUUGCACAUGCUUGGAGAAGGAAGUCGUGGAGUGGUUCUAGAAAUGACACUUGCAAAGGUUUUGUUUGCAAGCAAAACUACGCAAAUCAUUGGAAUGAGUGCAACUUUAAGCAAUGUUGGAGACCUGCAGCAGUUCCUGAAAGCAGAAUACUACACAAGUAAUUUCAGACCAGUAGAGUUAAAAGAAUAUGUUAAAAUACAUGACAGCAUCUAUGAAGUUGAUAGUAAAACAGAAAAUGGCUUUACGUUUUCACGUCUCAUCAAUUUCAAGUAUUCUAGUGGUUUGCAGAAGAUGGACCCUGACCACCUUAUUGCUUUGGUGUCAGAAGUUAUUCCGAACUACUCCUGCCUCGUCUUUUGUCCCACUAAAAAGAACUGUGAAAACGUAGCAGAAAUGAUAUGCAAAUACUUGAAUAGGGACUAUAAAAAGUUCAAGGAGAAAGAAAAACAGGAACUUAUUAAAGAUUUAACAAACAUCUGUAAUGGAAGACUUUGUCCAAUAUUGAAGCGAACUAUUCCACUUGGAAUUGCCUAUCAUCACAGUGGCCUGACUAGUGAUGAGAGAAAACGAAUAGAAGAAGCUUAUUCUUUGGGCACCCUCUGCCUUCUUACCUGCACAUCUACUCUUGCAGCUGGAGUUAAUUUGCCAGCACGAAGGGUUAUUUUAAGAGCUCCAUAUGUUGCUACAGAAUUCAUGAAGAAGAACCAGUAUAAGCAGAUGAUUGGCAGAGCUGGUCGUGCUGGUAUUGACAGUGCUGGUGAAAGCAUUCUUAUAGUGCAAGAGAAAGACAAACAACUGGUUCGAAACUUGGUGCACAGCCCCCUAGAAAGCUGUUACAGCAACCUCCUGCUUGAAUUCAACAAGGGUAUCCGAAGCUUGUUCUUAUCAUUAGUUGGAUUAAAGAUAGCAACAAAUCCUGAAGACAUUUGCCGCUUUAUGUACGGGACUCUGUUUAGUGUCCAGCCACAGCUUCUGCCUAAAGAAAAGAGCCUCUGGGAUGUAACAGUGGAGGUGUUGCAGUGGCUGAAGCAAAACAGACUGCUAAAAGAUGGAGCAAGCUGCAACAGUGAACAAAAUGUUCCGCAUAAUCUAGAGAUAACUCAGCUGGGUCAAGCCACUUACAAAGGUUCUAUCGAUCUGGCAUAUUGUGAUACGCUUUAUGCAGACUUGAAGAAAGGGCUUGAGGGGCUUAUUCUUGAAAGCUGCCUUCACUUACUCUACCUGACCAUGCCAUAUGAUAUGAUUGCUCAGUGUAACCCAGAUUGGAUGAUCUAUUUUAAACAGUACAGUCAGCUAAGUCUAGCAGAACAACAGGUAGCAGCCCUUGUUGGAGUGCCGGAGAGCUUUAUUGCCAGGAAAGCUUCUGGACAAACUAUUAAAAAGAAUGUGGACAAUGCUACUGUCUGUAGGUUAUACUUUUCCUUUGUUCUUCACGCCUUGCUAAAAGAGACCAAUGUAUGGAACGUGGCAGAAAAAUUCAACAUAUCGCGAGGAUUUGUUCAAACUCUUCUUAAUUCAGCUGCUUCGUUCUCCUCCUCAGUUCUACAUUUCUGUCAGGAGCUGGAUGAAUUCUGGGUUUAUAAAGCUCUCUUGACAGAACUUACCAAGAGACUGACAUAUUGUGUUAAGGCAGAGCUUAUCCCGCUUAUGGAGGUGCCAGGAGUUUUAGAGGCUCGAGCCAAACAGCUAUACAGCUCAGGAUACAAAACAUUGGCACACUUGGCUAAUGCAGAUCCAGAAGUGCUCAUGAAGACUGUUGAGCAUCUGUACAGAAGUCAGGCCAGACAAAUAGUUUCAUCUGCAAAGAUGCUUCUGACUGAAAAGGUUGAGGCUUUACAAGAAGAGGCUGAAGAACUUCUGAGAAUACCUACAGUUAUUCCCUGAGGCUUUCUAAUCACUUUUUGUAUGGAUAUAAGACUCAAAAUAUGAUAUUUCUACCUUUGUGGAGGGUGGGGUGUGAGCACUUAACUAAUCUUCUUUUAGCUAUAAAAGACACACGCACACACAGUCUGAAUAUUAUGAAUUUUAGGGUGCUUUAUGGCUAAGUAGCAACUGGUUUGUCAUUAUCCCUUUGCUGAUAGCUUGUGUUUUUCAUUAAAUGAUGUCAUUUUUAAUUAAUCUUAAUCUAUCCUCAUUAAAAAAUACUGUUUUUCAUUGAAAAUCUUUUCUCUUUGGAUCUAUUUGCAAGCAUGACUCUAGAAUGACCUUGUUCAGAAAUUGAGUGUAUGUGUGUCCAUGCAUGCAUACACACACCCUGCAGCUGAGAAGUAGAUCCAGUUGCUUAUUCACAGGGUUGGGAAUUGAAAAGUUAAAGGGAUUUAACUUUUAAAUCCAAACUGGGAGGGGGGGGAAGUCAUUUCUCAGCUGAGAAGUGUUGUCAGAAUGAGUUCUGCAACAUCAGCAGGCGCCUCUGACAGUCAGGAGUGUUGGGAACAUCCUUGCUGUCAUUUCAGAACUCUUUCAGAGUUGUGACAUAUCUAUCAGACCCCCACCCACCACCACCACCUCCUCCUCCUCCUCACCUUUUACUGGCUGGGGACAGGGCUGCAUCACUUCCUCUUCACUCAGAGGAAACACUUUUCCAGCUUGAGGGCUGAGACUUGAUUUUACAACCAAUCUCCUCAUGCUUGAGCUGUUAUACUAGGUGCCUGAGUGACCCAGAUAAUUCCAGAACCAGCUGGGCCAUUCAGGCAUCUAGUAGGACAGCUUUCCUUCUAGGACCCUGACUGGCCCUCGGGGUCCUCCUACUCUGGGCUAAUCUAAUUUGCUGCCCCAUCUAUCCUCCUUUGAAUAGAAUCUCUACACCCUACAAAACCUUGGUAACUUGAAAAAGUGAGUGUGCGGGUGGUAUAGAUAGGCAAAGCAGGAUGAACUAAACCCAAAAGAAAUAACUUAUUUGUAAAGCAUAUAAUAAACCUUAUUGUAUUAUA
Molecule: messenger RNA, 4501 nt
Organism: Hemicordylus capensis (graceful crag lizard)
Lineage: Eukaryota; Metazoa; Chordata; Lepidosauria; Squamata; Cordylidae
Gene: HELQ
Product: helicase, POLQ like
Exons: 18
Coding region: 273-3455 (1060 amino acids)
Molecular function (GO): nucleic acid binding; ATP binding
Source: RefSeq, a predicted model, not a curated record